Molecule: messenger RNA, 1451 nt
Organism: Sorghum bicolor (sorghum)
Lineage: Eukaryota; Viridiplantae; Streptophyta; Magnoliopsida; Poales; Poaceae
Exons: 7
Coding region: 182-1186 (334 amino acids)
Molecular function (GO): phosphoprotein phosphatase activity
Source: RefSeq, a predicted model, not a curated record
GUGGGGUGGGGCGGCCGCUUCAGCUUCCUCCUGCACUGCCUCUCCCCUUUAAAUUGCUGGAUCUCCUCUGCGUGCCGAGACCGGGAGCCCAGGAGCCGAUCGAUCAAAGCAGGCUGCAGCCACCAGGCCGGAUCCACGUCGAUCGUCCCCAACGCACGUCCAGGUGCAGGUGGAGGGCAACAUGGAGCGAGACGACCUCAAGCUCGAGGUCACUGCCGCCGUUCCGGAGGCCGCCGCCAUCGUCGUCGCCGCUUCAGGUGUCGAUGAGGGCACGCUGGAGCUACUAGAUGAGGUGGUGGAGGAGACCAAGACGAUGACGGUGACAGAUGAAGAACAAGCGACGUCGUCAGCCGCUGCUUGCCAAGAACGACGACGACGACCCGUGGCGGCAGAUGCUGCUGCUGCUGUCAACAGCAGUGUGGACGACGUGGGUGCUGCUGCUGCUGCUGAUUCUGUUGAAAACAAGGGGGGAUCUGCGAACAGCAAGGUUCCAAUUCCAGCCAGUCUGGUAGUAGCACAGACGACGAGGAAGAAGAAGCUUCUCGUUCUGCAUCUCAAUGGCUUGCUCGCGGACAUUAACCAAGACUUUCACAACGCCCAUCUGUCCAAUGGGAAGUUCAGAUGCAAACUAGUCUUCAAAAGGCCCUUCUGCGACGACUUCCUGAAAUUCUGCUUCCGCAACUUUGACGUGGGUGUAUGGUCAUCAAGACUGAGAGUUAACGUCGAUGCAGCUGUUGAUAUCCUCAUGAAAGGUUCGAAACGUCGCCUGUUGUUCUGUUGGGACGCAUCUAAGUGCACUGCUACUGGGUUGUACUCUCUUGAGAACAAGAACAAGCCGUUGGUGCUCAAGGAACUGAAGAAGCUGUGGAGCAAAGAGGAGGCUGCAGAUGGUCUUCCCUGGCAGCAGGGGAAGUUCGCACCCUCAAACACUCUCCUGUUGGAUGAUUCCCCCUACAAAGCUCUGCGCAAUCCCCCGCACACCGCCAUUUUUCCUUACCCCUACAGCUACAAGAACCGCAAGGAUGAUUCAUCAUUGGCACCCGGUGGAGAUCUUCGGCUGUACCUGGAGAGCCUUGCCACUGCAGACGACGUUCCUCGUUUCGUCAGGGAGCACCCUUUUGGUCAGCCUCCCAUCACGGAGACUGACCCGGACUGGAACUUCUACAAGCGAGUACUACUCGAGUAGAAGUGGCAAUUAGUCACCGAUGAUUACCCUGAUGUUGCUGUUCUUCUUCCUGCUUAAUUACCCUUAAGUAUGAUCGGCAGGCUGAAAUGCAUGCACGCCUACCUUUUGUCUGUAAUUGCUAUGACAUGCAAGCAUUUCAGUUUAUGUUUUCAGUAUGUUUUACUGCCUUUUUUUAAGAACGUGCUUAACACGUGUUUCAUUAAUACUGCCUUAUCUAUAGUACUGUAUUUCGGUUCGAUCGAUGGUUCACUGAUGGUGCUCCAAU